AUGUAUAGAAGAAAGAAAGGCUUAACUCAAGAAGAAAUCGAGAAAUUGCUUCAAGAUCUUGAAAAUGAAGCUUUUGGUGACAGUGAUUCCGAAUGCGAAAUUGAUAAUGAUGAAGGAAAAGAGGUGUCUUCCUUUAUGGAAUUUCAGUCUGUUUCGGAAGAUGUUGCAGAUAAAGGAAAAAAUAUUAAUGAAUUUCAUCUAGAAGACAUAGAUAUAAAUUGGGUUGAUCCUGAUAUUUCGAUGAAAACGGAUACCUAUUCAUUUAAAGGAACUAACGCAUUAAAAGGAAAUGCUGCAGAAUGCAGUAAUGAAAUUGAUUUUUUCGAAUGCGUAUUUCAAAUGCAUUUACUCGAUUUUAUAACACUCGAAACAAAUAAUUAUAUCGAGCAAUUUUUCGAGUUAACUGAAAGUGUUUCUAAAAAAGCUCAUUCUGUGAAAUGGAAAAAUGUAAGUGCAUCGGAGCUAAGGAAAUUCUUAGCUCUGACUCUGCUUAUGGGGCACAUUGAUAAAGAUAGUUUAAAAGACUACUGGUCGACUGAUGAGAUGAUCGAAACCCCAUUUUUUGGAAAAGCUAUUGCAAGAGAUCGAUAUUUAAACAUUCUUCGAUUUCUUCACUUUUCUGACAAUAAAUUAGCACCGAAUAAAGAAGAUCCCGAGUACGACCGCAUGUGGAAGAUUCGAAAUGUCUUUGAAAUAUUAAAUUAUCGCUUCAAAGAAAUAUAUGACCCUACAGAAGAACUUGCGGUUGAUGAAGUUAUCGUUGCUUUUAAAGGUCGAGUAGUAUUUCGGCAGUACAUCCCGAAAAAGCGAAAACGUUUCGGUAUUAAAGUCUACAAACUUGCAGAUAAAAAUGGGUAUACGUUCAACAUGCGUGUGUAUCUGGGGAAGGAUAAGGUUUUAGGCGAUGGAGAAAAAUGUUCUGCACAUCGAACUGUCACUGGACUUGUUGAAUGUGUUAAAGGAAAAGGACAUAAACUUUUUAUGGAUAAUUUCUUUUCAUCAUCACAAUUGUUUCUUGAACUUCACCGUAAGUAUAAAAUAAACAGCUGUGGUACCGUUAGGUCAAAUCGAAAAUAUAAUCCGAAGAUUCUGGCCUCUCCACGAAUGAAAAAAGGUGAAUGCAGAGAAUUAUAUUCACAGGGUAUGGAAGGAUAA
Stegodyphus dumicola is the source of this 1155-nucleotide messenger RNA. RefSeq names its product piggyBac transposable element-derived protein 4-like. Lineage: Eukaryota; Metazoa; Arthropoda; Arachnida; Araneae; Eresidae. The record is from RefSeq and is a predicted model, not a curated record.